This is a messenger RNA of Chelonia mydas (Green sea turtle), 2580 nucleotides long. It is a transcript of the gene SLC5A2, whose product is annotated as solute carrier family 5 member 2. The transcript is spliced from 15 exons. Gene Ontology annotation, molecular function: D-glucose:sodium symporter activity. NCBI's taxonomy places the organism in Eukaryota, Metazoa, Chordata, Testudines, Cheloniidae. The coding region runs from base 41 to 2059 and encodes 672 amino acids. The record is from RefSeq and is a predicted model, not a curated record. Gene Ontology annotation, cellular component: plasma membrane. Gene Ontology annotation, biological process: sodium ion transport; transmembrane transport.
GGAGGUGUCAUUUCGGUGCAGGGAGAGAGACAGCAACAGUAUGGAGGGGGUGCCGCAGCCCAGGGCCGUCAUCAACAACCCUGCCGACAUCAGCGUCAUCGUGGGCUACUUCGUCCUGGUCAUCUGCGUAGGGCUCUGGUCUAUGUGCCGCACCAACCGCAGCACCGUCGGGGGUUACUUCCUGGCUGGUAGGAACAUGGUCUGGUGGCCGGUGGGCGCGUCUCUCUUUGCCAGUAACAUCGGCAGUGGGCACUUCGUGGGGCUGGCUGGCACCGGUGCCGCCAGUGGCCUGGCUGUGGCCGGCUUCGAGUGGAAUGCUCUCUUCGUGGUUCUCCUCCUGGGAUGGCUCUUCGUACCUGUCUACCUCACUGCCGGGGUGAUCACGAUGCCCCAGUAUCUGAAGAAGCGAUUUGGGGGCCGGCGAAUCCGGAUCUAUCUGUCCAUCCUGUCCCUCUUUCUCUACAUCUUCACUAAAAUCUCAGUGGACAUGUUCUCGGGGGCUGUUUUUAUCCAGCAGGCUCUGGGCUGGAAUAUCUAUGUCGCUGUCAUUGCCCUGCUCGUAAUUACCACCAUAUACACUGUGACAGGGGGGCUGGCAGCCCUGAUGUACACCGACACAGUGCAAACCUUCGUCAUCAUUGGGGGAGCCUUCGUCCUCAUGGGCUUUGCAUUUCACGAGGUGGGGGGCUACCAGGGGCUCUUUGACAAGUACCUGGAGGCCAUUCCCAGCAAGACCCUCUCUCCAGCCCCGGCCCUGUACAACAUCUCAGCCACCUGCUACCAGCCCCGCCCCGACUCCUUUCACCUCCUCCGCGACCCCCUGACGGGAGACCUCCCCUGGCCAGCGCUAAUCUUCGGCCUCACCAUCAUCUCCACCUGGUACUGGUGCAGCGACCAGGUGAUUGUGCAGCGUUGCCUAGCGGGCAGGAGCCUGACCCACGUCAAAGCCGGCUGCAUCCUCUGUGGGUACCUGAAGCUGUUGCCCAUGUUCCUCAUGGUGAUGCCAGGCAUGAUCAGCCGCAUCCUCUACCCAGACGAGGUGGCCUGCGUGGUGCCAGAGGACUGCAAGCGGAUCUGUGGCACUGAAGUCGGCUGCUCCAACAUCGCCUACCCCAAGCUGGUGGUGACGCUCAUGCCUGCCGGUCUGCGGGGGUUGAUGCUGGCCGUGAUGCUGGCCGCCCUGAUGAGCUCCCUGGCCUCCAUCUUCAAUAGCAGCAGCACCCUAUUCACCAUGGACAUCUACAACCGCCUGCGGCCCCGGGCCAGGAGCAAGGAGCUGCUGAUUGUGGGCAGGGUGUGGAUCUUGUGCAUGGUGGCCAUCAGCAUUGCCUGGAUCCCAGUGGUGCAGGCAGCGCAGAGCGGGCUGCUCUUCGAUUACAUCCAGUCCAUCGCCAGCUACCUGGCGCCACCCAUCGCCGCCGUCUUCUUCCUCGCCCUGUUCGUCAAGAGGGUCAACGAGCCCGGCGCGUUCUGGGGGCUGGUCGGGGGGCUGCUGAUGGGCCUGGCCCGUCUGCUGCCUGAAUUGGCCUAUGGCACUGGCAGCUGCACCUUCCCCAGUGCCUGCCCCCGCCUCAUCUGCGGGGUCCACUACCUCUACUUCGCCAUCAUCCUCUUCCUGGCCAGCAUCGCCCUGGUGGUGGGGGUAUCGCUUUGCACCCCACCCAUCCCUGACAAGCACCUACACCGGCUGGUGUUCAGCCUGCGGCACAGCAAGGAGGAGCGCGUGGACCUGGACGUGGAGGAGGAGGAGAAGGAGGAGAGGAGGAGGAGGCAAGAAAUGAGGCGGCAGCAGGGAGUGGCCGCGAACGGGGCUGUGGAGCACGUGCUGGAGGUGGAAGGCCCCCCGGCAGGUCAGCCCCAGGGCUGCGUGGGGCGCUGCGUGGCCUGGCUCUGCAGCCUGGGGAGUGCGGAGCAGCGGGCGCCGGAGCCGGGUGCGGACAAGGAGGCCGAGGAGACACUGCCAGACAUCACGGAGCAGCCGACCUGGAGCCGGGUCGUCAACCUCAACGCCAUCGCCAUGAUGGCCGUCGCCCUCUUCCUGUGGGGCUAUUACGCCUGAGCCGCUGCCCGCACCCCCGCCUCUGCCAUGCGGAGCCCCCCCCCCGGCUCUGAGCCCCACCGCAGGGAACCCACGGCAGCUUCUGCCUCUGCCACGGGGAACCCACGGCACCUCGGCCCCCCACUGCCGCCAAAUAAACCCUCUUUCCCUUCCCCUGUUCCUGUAGACCCCACUCCCGCCCCCACUGCACCCUCUGUCCAAGGUGGCCUCUCCCUUGGUGGGGUCCCCUCUGCCCUAUGCCAUCGUCCCCCCCACCCCCGGCACUGUGCACCUCAGCUGUCAAUGAGCGGCUUGUGUACACCACUUCCCCCACCCCCAAGGUAUUCUCUGGGGGCUCCCCUCCCGCCCAAACCCAGUGCUGCGACCACAGGAAGAGGGUGGAAAUGGGAGGGGGACAGCAUAGCCCCCAAACCCUCACCGACCCCCCAGCCCAGCCUCCCACCAGGUCCCCCCCCAUGAAACUCAGGCUGGGAAGAGUGUGGAGGGGAAGCAAUAGACAAAUAAAUGAAUGGGAAACUCCA